AGAGCAUUUCAAGCUCACAUAAAUGUUGAAAUGUGUAAUAGUGUAGAGUCAAUAAAAUAUAUUUGUAAGUACAUUAAUAAGGGCAGUGACCAAGCUACAUUUGCUUUGAGAAAUGAAAAUGAUGAAGUUACAAGAUUUCAGUCAGGCAGAUAUAUAAGUUCUUCAGAAGCUGUGUGGCGGAUCUUAAGUUUCAACAUUCAUGAAAGAUAUCCACCUGUGACCCAUCUGGAUGUUCAUCUUGAAGGCGGUCAACGUAUAUAUUUCAACACCGAAAAUGUCACAGAACGGUUAGAGAACCCUAGACAAACAACUUUAUUAGCAUUCUUUCGACUUUGCCAAACUGAUGAUUUUGCAAAAUCUCUUUUAUAUGAAGAAGUUCCAUCGUAUUAUACCUACGAUAAGCAACGAGGUGUCUUUAAUCGUAGACGCCGUGGCAGGCCUGUAGAUGGCGAGUCAGGUAUUUUCAAAGAACAUGUUCUUGGUAGAGUAUACACCGUUCAUCCUAACAACGCUGAGUGUUUCUAUUUGCGAUUAUUAUUACAUACUGUGCGAGGACCAACCUCAUUUAUAGAUUUGAGAAAAGUAGACAAUGUUGUUUAUCCCAGUUAUCAUGCAGCUUGCCAAGCGCGUCAUUUGCUUGAAAAUGAUCAGCAUUGGGAUGACGCUUUAGCAGAAUCCUGUGUUAGUGAUAAUCCAAGACGGUUACGUCAUUUAUUUGUAACAUUACUUACAUUUUGUAAUUUGUCAGAUGCUGUACAAUUAUGGGAAAAAUAUAAAGACAAAUUUUCAGAAGACUUUCUUAGAAAUAUAUCUAACAAUGAUGAAGGCACAACUAAUGAUAAUUUCCGUGAUCUUGCCAUAAAUCAGUGCUUAUUAGCUCUUCAGGAUGAGUUAACAGCAGUUGGCGGUAAAUCACUAUGUGAAUAUGGUUUGCCAACACCAACCUCAGUUGGAGAGGUAACUAAUAGGGAAUAUUCCGCAGAGAUUGGUUACAACUUAAUGGAACUGCUGACAACAUUAGAAAACGGUGUCCCAAUGAUGACUGCAGAACAACGUUCAGUUUAUGACCGUGUGUGCGGAAGUGUUCAAAAUAAUUUGGGAACAAUAUGGUUUUUAGAUGCACCUGGAGGAACUGGGAAAACCUUUUUGACUAAAUUAAUAUUGGCUUAUGUUCGAAAUCAGCGUAAAAUAGCUCUUGCCGUAGCUUCAUCUGGGAUAGCUGCAACAUUGCUACCAGGAGGUAAAACGGCUCACACUAUGUUCAAAAUACCAAUUGAUUUAGAUCGCACGGAAAGUCCAACCUGUAGUAUUUCAAGAAAUAGCGACAAAGCAAAGGUAUUACGCGAGUGUAAUUUAAUCAUAUGGGAUGAAUGUACGAUGGCCCAUCGAAAAGCAGUAGAAGCGGUAGAUAGAACUUUAAGGGAUAUAAGACAAAAUGAUCGACCAAUGGGCGGUAUCACGGUUUUAUUUUGUGGUGAUUUCCGACAAACCUUACCGGUAAUACCACGGGGAACCCGAGCUGAUGAGGUUAGGGCUUGCCUGAAAAGCUCUUAUUUGUGGCGUGAUAUACAAUCGGUGCAUUUGACUAUAAACAUGCGAGUGAGAACUGGAGAUAACCCGGAUGAUAGUCAAUUUUCUGAUUCAUUAUUAAAGAUUGGUGAAGGUACCUAUCCACAACUACACCAAGGAAAACUUAUUCUGACGCCUGAAUUAUGUUGUAUAGUGCAAUCUCAACCACAUCUUAUAUCGUCGGUUUACGGUGACGUAACAAAUAUAUUAAAUAGGGACAAUUCCUGGCUAUGCGAAAGAUCUAUUUUAACUCCUCGCAAUGACCAGGCAUCUGAGAUUAAUAACAAAAUACUGUCGAAUAUACAGGGGGAAAGCAAAGUUUAUAGAUCAAUAAAUAGAAUGGUCGAUGAACAAGAAGCAACUAAUUACCCGAUAGAAUUUUUAAAUUCUUUAAAUAUGCCCGGACUUCCUUCUCACGAAAUUUGUUUAAAAAUUGGCAUUCCGAUUAUUCUACUCCGAAAUUUAAGACCACCACAACUUUGCAAUGGAACUCGACUAAAAGUAACCCAGUUGCAACAAAAUAUAAUCGAGGCUCAAAUUUUAACAGGUUGCGGUGCAGGAGAAACCGUCUUUAUCCCCAGAAUACCCUUAAUACCAAAUAAUUUUCCAUUCCAAUUUAAAAGGACGCAAUUCCCAGUAUCGGUGUGUUAUGCAAUGACAAUAAAUAAGGCUCAAGGGCAGACUUUUCAUGUUGCCGGAGUAGAUCUCGGUGUCAGUUGUUUCUCGCAUGGUCAGUUAUACGUUGCUCUUUCCCGUGUUAGCAGUUCUAGAAAUCUUUAUGUUCACGUGCCGGACGGGUCAACUUUCAAUAUAGUUUACCCGGAAGCUUUGCGCUAAAGUAUUUUGAUUCUAUAGGUCCUUAAGCCUCAUGUGAACCUGAUGUAAAUAAUAUUACCAAUACAUUUUAAAUUAAUAAUACACAAGGAGUUACACGCUGACGUAGUCGCGGGCACAGCUAUCUAUACUUUUCUGCCGGAAGUCACUAUUCCACGCGGACGAAGUCGCGGGCAAAAGCUAGUAAAUGUAAUAA
Molecule: messenger RNA, 2599 nt
Organism: Colias croceus (clouded yellow)
Lineage: Eukaryota; Metazoa; Arthropoda; Insecta; Lepidoptera; Pieridae
Product: ATP-dependent DNA helicase PIF6-like
Exons: 1
Coding region: 31-2406 (791 amino acids)
Biological process (GO): DNA repair; telomere maintenance
Molecular function (GO): DNA helicase activity
Source: RefSeq, a predicted model, not a curated record